AAGUAUGUCUUACCAGGUGCCCGUUCUUGAUAAAAGUGGCAGCACUCCUGAUAAUGUGUGUAAGGUAGAUGGUGUUGUUAAUAAAGAUGACCCUACUGAGAUUUCCAGACUGUUGGUAUCUGAAGGAGUUGCUGACAAAGAAGACUUGAAAUCAAGUGACAAUAUGUCGGAAAACAAACAAAACACAAAUGCUAACUAUACAGCUUCUUUAUCUGUCGAAAACAAUGUGCAGAAUAACAAUAUGUCUUCCUUAAAGGUUGAUGUUGACAGUACAGAGUUGCAAGAUUUCUUGUCAGAUGAUGAAGAUCUGGAGGAUGAACAGGUUGGUGACAAUGACAGUGGUGAUGAGUCUGAUAUAGAAGACAAUGAUGAGCUGGCGUUACCUAUCCGACGGCGGGAAUCGAACCCUGUACUCCCAGACACUGUGUCUCUGCUGGAAUCUCCGUGUGGCAGCAAGGUGUAUCUUGUGGGCACAGCUCACUUCAGUCUGGAGAGUCAGGAGGAUGUGGCUAAGAUGAUCCAAGCAGUGCAGCCUGACUUUGUGAUGGUGGAGUUGUGCAAGAGCAGAAUCAACAUUCUGGAGCUUGAUGAAUCUACACUGCUAGAGGAAGCGAAGAACAUCAACUUUGAAAAAGUCCGAAUGGCAAUACGGCAGAGUGGUGUUGUUCAAGGAGUGAUGCACCUGUUAUUACUUUCCAUGUCCGCCCAUCUUACUAAAGAAUUAGGAAUGGCUCCUGGAGGGGAAUUUAGAAGAGCAUUUCAAGAGGCCCGUCUUGUUCCUGGGUGCCGCCUCCAGCUGGGAGAUCGACCGAUCCAGAUCACGCUGAAGAGAGCCCUGGCUGCACUGUCAUGGUGGCAGAAGGUGCGCCUGGGAUGGUACCUCAUCAUGUCGAAAGAUCCCAUUAGUAAAGAAGAUGUUGAGAAGUGCAAGCAGCGUGAUUUGUUGGAGGCUAUGUUAAAAGAAAUGACGGGAGAGUUCCCUGCCCUUAGUCAUGUGUUUGUUGAUGAACGCGAUGUAUACUUAGCGCACUCGCUCAAAGUUGCAGCCAGACCCCUGUUUUGUCCUGAUGCACCUGAAGGUGUAAUUCCGUCUGUUGUCGUGGGUGUGGUUGGCAUUGGUCAUGUGCCCGGUAUUGUAGCAAACUGGUCCAAAGAACAAAGUAUUGAAGACAUCAUGAUUGUUCCUGGUCCAUCAUUAUUUUCCAAGAUUAUUCGGUGGACGUUUCGAGUUAGUGUGCUGGGUAUUGUUUCAUGGGGUUGUUAUAGAAUCUACAGAUUCACCAGUCUUUUAGUCUUUUAAAAAUCAGCAGUAUAAUUAGUAUAUUCAAUUCUCUAUUUGUUGACAGUGAUUGGAAACGGAUUGGCUGUGUUUUGUUUUUUGUCCAUAUGCACAUGGCAACUACCACAAAUACUGUAUAUUGAUACCACUGCUGUUCAGCCCUGAAUGUCUACCUGAGACUGUAAUGGAGAGCAUGGUUUUGUAAGUUAUUGUGCUCCGUCACAUGUGUCUUAAAGCAACAUUUCGGUAACAGACCAACUGAUGAGUUGCAAUCCCUUGUUGUAAAGUAUUAACUUUCAGGUGCCAUAUAUUGAUGUGCAUGUUGAUUCUGUUGAGUAAUAAGCAUUAAUCAUAAGGAGUGGAUUCGGUUUUCGUGGUGGUGGAUGGGGGGAUUCUUCCUUGCUUAUAUUUAGUACCAAUAUUCCAGUGAGGACAUGUCCAGGCCUGCCUUUUCACCAAACCUGGGAUAUGUCCCUGGUGAUAUCUUUUGUAGUAAAUUGGGCAUUUAAUUUGUGCAAUUUUUAUUUCUGCAGUUAAGUUGCAAUCUUGAAGCUGAUGCUACUACAAAACACCAAUCUGUCAAGCAUGCUGUAGUAUUUCUAGUCUAAAGCAGCCACCUCAGGUUAAUUUUUAAUAUUAAGCAUGUGAAAUAAGUCAUGCAGUUUAAUUUUCUUACUGCGGUGCACGAUAUUUUAAACUUGUAAUAACUGCUACUUCCCAACCAGGGAACAUUUUGUUAUCAAAAUCUUGAUUAGUGAUAUUUCUAGUCGGUUAAAAAUUGGUUAGCAACUACUGUUUAAUGUUUCAAAAUUGUGUAGUAAUAUCUGAAAUUUGUGAAGCGAAUCGUGACGUGAUACUGAACAAGAUGUUCCCUGCCAGCUAGAUGACAUAAAAUACGCUGCUGGCCAUCUUGAAGCACUGAGUGUGGCAGUAACAGUUUGGAUUGUAAACUUGUAAAGCGUACAGGGAUGCUUUCAAAGCAGUUGAAUUUGUUCCUUUUUGGAAAAAAGACACUUGUAUGUUUAUGAAAACUGUAGUAAGCUAAGUAAACAAUGUUAUAGGGUGAGGAGGCGAAAUUGUCAUUUGAAAAAAGACACUUGUAUGUUUAUGAAAACUAGUAAGCUAAGUAAACAAUGUUAUAGGGUGAGGAGGCGAAAUUGUCAUUUGAAAAAUGAUUCCACGCAGUAUAGUUAACAAUCAUAAUUUUGCAUCUUGAUUAUCUAUGAGGUAAUGCAUCACACUCAAUUUAGUUUUUAAGUACAGAAACCGGCUCGGUAUAUUUGGUCCCUAAUGUUCAUUAACAAGUUGUGAUCGUAGAAAACUAAGUUGGGCAACUAUAUAUAGAGAACAGAAUAGAGCGAAAACUAUUACAAAGUAAUUUUAGUGUUUAGAUUACUACUCAACAGGCCUUUGAGAACUGAAAUCAUUUAUGGGCUAAAGAAAAACAACCCAGUUCUUUUUCGUAUAACCCACCACAACCAUGUAAAUGAUGUCCUAUAACAAAAGAUGGGUUAUGCAAAACAAGACUUUUUGUCAUUUCCAGAGGCCUGCACAAAAUGUCAAACUGAAAACCCAAGUUGAUGGUUCAUAUGUUCAUAUCUUUAACAUGUUUGCAGUAUUUUACCUAACACAUACUACUUUAUUAUCAUUGUGCAAAUCAAAUUGUUUUUGGUACAAUAAUUAUGAAUAGAAAUUAGAAUAUAAUUAUGUUAAGAUAUAUAAUUGGGAAAAUAAUGAACAGAUUUCGUCCUACUAUUGAAGGUUUUAUGAUAUUCAACUCAAAUGUACCUGUGUUUUUUGUAGGUAGUCUAACAGCUAUUGUAAAAUGUUCCUAACAAAGAGAGCCUUUUAACAACUACUAUUACACAUGUAAUGUAUUUUCUUGUUUACAAUAUAUCAGUGUUGCUGUGCAUUCGACAUGUUCCUGCUUCUUCUGAUGUUUGUAGUAAUCCAAGGUACAUGUAGAUGUUAUCUUACAAUGAUUUUGUAUAUAUCGGACCUUGUUGUUUUAGGGGAUUUAUCACUCUUACUCCCCAUCAUUUUACAGAGAUCAGGACUCCCCGUCAUUUUACAGAGAUUAGGACUCCCCAUCAUUUUACAGAGAUUAGGACUCCCCAUCAUUUUACAGAGAUCAGGACUCCCCGUCAUUUUACAGAGAUUAGGACUCGCCAUCAUUUUACAGAGAUUAGGACUCCCCAUCAUUUUACAGAGAUCAGGACUCCCCGUCAUUUUACAGAGAUUAGGACUCCCCAUCAUUUUACAGAGAUUAGGUCAAGGGGAGUAAUAUUUAGCUCCCCUUAGCAUGUGAAUUUAUAUUGUAUCAAUGUGGUCAUAUCUUUAAUGAUUCCCCAUCAGCUAAGUUAGUGGAGCAGUUGAUCACUCUCAUUCCAGUCAGUUCACCACAACUGGUAUAUCAAAGGCUGUGGUAUGUGCUAUCCUGUGUGGGAUGGUGCAUAUAAAAGAUCCCUUUCUACUAAUGGAAAAAUGUAGCGGGUUUUCUUUCUAUGACUGUCAAAAUGACCAUAUGUUUGAUAUCCAAAUAGCCAAAGAUUAAUAAAUCAAUGUGCUCUAGUGGUGUCAUUAAACAAAACAAACAAACUUUAAGGUAAUCAUUCCCCUCAAUAUAUUUCAUUACGAGGUCUGAUAUAUCGGAGGGGGAAAAAGAAGUCUAAGCUACUACAAACAUUACAACGAUCAGAAACACAAAAUAUGGGGACACUUUUAUUUAAAAUGUAACUUUAGUCAUUAAAAUGGCCGUAUUAAUCAGAAACAUUUUAGAAUGGUAGUAAA
Messenger RNA from Gigantopelta aegis, 4069 nucleotides. RefSeq names its product traB domain-containing protein-like. The record is from RefSeq and is a predicted model, not a curated record. NCBI's taxonomy places the organism in Eukaryota, Metazoa, Mollusca, Gastropoda, Neomphalida, Peltospiridae. Bases 5 to 1300 code for a protein of 431 amino acids. The transcript is spliced from 9 exons.